UAUAUUAAAAAUGCUUAUCAGAAUGAAAAAUAAUUUCAUUCCUACAAAACCAUUCGUGUGUUGGCAAUCCUACCCGUUAGAUUGAUGAAAUUGAUAUAUCCUUGAUUUUAAUACGACAGAAGACAAGCAAUACUGCGAUGAAUAUCAUUUUUUUUACAAAUUCAGUUAUUUUUGACAUCAUUACUAGAUUCAUCGCGAUCGCUUGCAGAAGCUAUCAAAUACAAGAAUAGUGAAAAUAAGGACGUGAACUGAAAUGGCAUGCAACCCAUUUGCGUUUAUAUUUUGGGGACUUGUUCUGAUUCUGGUAUCAUUUUGGGUCGCGGGCUUUUGCGCGAUGUGGUACAUUUGGAUUUACUGCUGCAGCGCAUGGAUCUCUGCAUGUGGCGAGUUUGCUGACAUAUUACUGCAGGGUGUCCAGUUUCCUUAUUACUGCGCCAGUAAAAUGUGUUGAGCAACGGUAGUUUGUAGUACCUGUAGUGUGAGGAGUUCAUUGAAUGAUAUCAGGCUGUAACAACUCAAUCAAACUCAAUAAUAAUUUCGAAUAUACUGUUCGUUCUUUGAUUAAACAA
Messenger RNA from Athalia rosae (coleseed sawfly), 569 nucleotides. RefSeq lists its product as uncharacterized. The record is from RefSeq and is a predicted model, not a curated record. Bases 254 to 451 code for a protein of 65 amino acids. The transcript has 2 exons. Lineage: Eukaryota; Metazoa; Arthropoda; Insecta; Hymenoptera; Athaliidae.